AGUGUGUGUGUGUUGCUCUCGGCGCGGGUGAGUCGGUCGCGCGCACUGAUGUGAAUCAGAGCCACUCGUGUUCGCGAUUGCCGGAGUCAAAGUGAUUUUGAGGAGAAAUGAAACACGCUCGCUGAUCUGAGCUCAGUUCGAGACGAACAUCCGCGCUGACUGGAAGUUUAUUAUUUCUCAUGAACGGAUGAAAACCAUCAUCUGAGGAGAUUUCUGCUGCUGGAUUUGGUGCUCAGAAUGAAUUAGGAUGACCUACAGAUGGUGUCUGUUUGUCUCCGGUGGCACCAUGUUCCUCAAGUAGGGUGGGGGGGUGUUGCCCCAUUUUGCCAUGAAAGGCUACACCCCCCAACGCACCCGUCACCCGUCCAACUGCGAACCGCCCCGUUCUCCCGGGCACCUGGGGUCUCUCUACGCCCCCUCCCCAUCCUCCACCCUGUCUCGUACUCCAUAUCUCCCGCCAGCAGUCAUGGAUCACUACGGUGCCCUGGAUCCUCAUCACUUCUCUCCUUCCCCGAGACAAGGAGGUCUUCCGCCCGACUGUCUGAUGCCCCUCAACAACCAGCUGUCAUCGAGCAGCACCUUCCCUCGCAUCAACUACAACUCACACUUUGAUCAGGAAGAGUUUGGCCCCUCUGCGGGGGAAACUAUCGGGGGAAUGGGCACAGGGACGAUGGGCUCCUCCAUGUCUAUGGGAAUGGGUCUCGGUGUGGGACGGACCGCUAUGAUCACCAGUGGAUCCGCCACUAUAUCUGGGGCUGGAAAGAUGAAUCGUUUGCCACCCAAUCUCCUGGACCAGUUUGAGAAGCAGUUGCCAGGGCAACAGGACGGCUUCAGCACGUUACAGUUCCAUCGUAGCACCGCCGUGACGGCAACCAAACAACAGCAACAACAACGCACGGAUAGUCCGGGAAAAAUCCGCUAUCUAGUUCACUCCGUUCAGAAACUGUUCGCAAAAUCACAGUCGCUGGAAAACUCGGCCAUCAAGACUAACGUGAACGGUCGCAACAGCAGGGCGUCCGGCGGCGAUGACAAGCAUCGGCGAAGCAAAAGCAAAGACCGGGCCAAGAGCGAAGGAACGGCCAAGCGGAGGCCACGCUCCAACAUGUCCGGAUACUGGAGUUCCGACGACCUGGACAGCGAUAUCAGUAACUAUAGGAACCCCGCGGCCAUGAUGACUUUGGCCCGGACGCCGGUGGGAUCCGGACACAGGCAGGACGGUCAGGUGGCUUCCAGGUAUUUCAUGCAAGGCUACAGCACCAUCAGUGAGCACACACUGAAAUCUUCAAAGAGCAACAGCGACCUGAAGCACCAGGCGCUCCCUGCACUCCCGGGUCCCGGAGGAGGAGACGGGAGAGGAGCGAUGUUUGAUGGGAACUUUGGUAAAGGGGGACCGUGGUCCACGCUUACGUUAGGGCCCACCCGACAAGUUUGCCAAAAGGGUUCGGCCACUCUGGAUCGCACCUUGCUGAAAUCUAAAUCGGUUCAGCAAGACCUGGGCCGCCAUUUCCUACAGGUUCAAGGGAGGAUGCCCUCCACAGGUGAAUGGUUGGGGACUCCGAGCAGAAGUGGCCCGAUGGGCGAGAUCCCGUGCAGACGGAUGCGCAGCGGCAGUUACGUGAAAGCCAUGGCUGACCUGGAGGACAGCGAUGACUCCGAUGGAAGUCCCAAACCCUCCCCGAAAGGCGCUGCGAGAAGACAGAGCUACUUACGUGCAACACAGCAGUCACUGAGCGAUCAGUUCCCCUCCAGAAACCGUCUGCUGGAUUACUCGAUGCUGCAGGGGGAUUUGGAGGCCCUCUGGUCCCCCCUCCACAGCAUCACUACCCUGCAGCAGAUCGGACGUUCUGUCAGUUGUCUUCCGUCUCUGCGAGAGUUCUCCGGGAACCGGAGCCUGGAUAAUCUGGACUGCAUCGGAAGCGGUUCUCCGUUCCCAAACUGGGAUGAUGAUGACUUCAGUCAGGGCUGCAGUACGCUGGGUCGCGGGAGCUGCAUCAGUCAGGUGCGAGACAUGGAGAUGAGCCAGCAUUAUGCAGAUGAGCUGGAUGACAUCGCUUACUCUCGCUCCAAUGAGCCUCCUGAUAUGCCCAUGCCAACAUGCUUCCGCUCCCGUAGUCAUAGUUACCUCCGUGCCAUCCAGGCGGGCUGUUCCCAAGACGACGACACGGCAUCAAUGGAUUCUGAUUCACCGCCACCCACCACGACAACAACUGUACGCACAUACAGCAAUAGCACCGUGUCCACAUGUAUGACCACUUGUAAGAAGGUGGCUCCUCCCCCUGUUCCACCCCGCACCACCUCCAAACCGUUCAUUUCCGUAACAGUACAGAGCAGCACCGAAUCGGCACAGGAAUGUUACCCCGACCGCAGAAGUGAGGCCAACAGCCAAUCAGGACGCAGCAACUCUUCCGACAGUCUCGACAGCACACAGGCCAACAGUCUGGCCAAGAGUUUACGACCUCAGUUCCCCGUCGCUGCGCCCCGUGAACCCCAGAUCCCAGCGGCCGUCGUGAUCUCUCCCAAACCUCUCCGUGACUCUCGUAACGAGCAGCUGAAGGGGGAAACUCUUGGUUCGGACGAGCCCCCGACAGACCCCGUACCGCGACGAAAACUGUCCUCUAUUGGAAUACAGGUGGACUGUGUUGAGGAAAUCCAACCUAAAGUCGAGACGCCCCCAUUGGCCAGAUUCCAGUCUAUCGGUGUUCAAGUGGAGGACGGCUGGACGCACAGCCGGUCCAGUAGCAUGGCAUCACGUCAAGAGACCGACUCGGACACACAGGAUCUCUCCUUAACCUCGCUCCCGACAUUCCCAUCCAACUCCAAAAACAUCGAGAAGAAAGUCAUGGUUAACAGCGCCAGCCAAUCGGUGGACUCUCCUCCACAUCUCUCCCUCGACAAUGGUAACCAUGACGAUGAUGAUGUUGUUGUGACGACCAGCGGACCCUCUCGACAGAUCCUGACCAAUCGAUCGACGACGCAGAGCAGCUCGUCUUCAUUCUCCGAGAGUUUAGAUCCGGCCCUGGACCCCUCGUCUCUGCCCCCGCCCGACCCCUGGCUGGAGAGCGGGAAUGGGACGGGGAAUGGAGGCCCCGCACAGACGUUGUCGGGGACAACGGGCGGGUCGGCAUGUCGACGUGAUGGUCAUUGGUUCCUAAAACUACUGCAAGCUGAGACUGGGAGGAUGGAGGGCUGGUGCAGUCAGAUGGAGAAAGAGACCAAAGAACAUCAGCUGUCAGAGGAGGUAUUGGGAAAGGUUCGCAGUGCAGUGGGCAGCGCUCAGCUGUUGAUGUCUAAGAAAUUCCAACAGUUCAGAGGACUGUGUGAACAAAACCUGAAUGUGAACUCAAACCCGAGACCCACGGCUCAAGAUCUGGCCGGCUUCUGGGAUCUUCUGCAGCUCUCCAUAGAGGACAUCAGUCUCAAAUUUGAUGAACUUUAUCAUCUCAAAGCAAACGACUGGAAACUAGCUGGAGAGUCACCAGAGAAGCAGGAGAAUCAGAAACAGGCUCCUCCGGUGCCCAAAAAACCCGGCAAGAGUAAAGGCGCUCUCACCAAAGACAAGAGCAACGACACGGUGGACAAACAGAGACAGGAGGCUCGCAAGAGAUUGAUGGCUGCUAAGAGAGCUCAGUCUGUCAAACAGAACUCGGCCACAGAGAGCGCCGACAGCAUCGAGAUCUACGUCCCCGAGGCCCAGACGCGACUAUGAGGAUGUAUCCGCUACAACGCUCAAGGGCUCGGCCAUCACGCGUCUACUACCACAUGAAAGCUGCUUUAUAAAGUGAGAGAGAGUGACCAAAAAUGUCACGUAUACUAGAAACGGCACUUUUGAUGGGGCUGCCAAGGAAACCUCACAAAGACUCGUAUUAGCUGCAAUCAUUCAUAUUAAUAUUAUUAUACUGGUAUUCAAUAAUGAUUUGUCUCCUAAAGAUUUUGCAUAGCGUGUAAACCGUUAGAAAUGCGCAUUCGUCCCAAUCCCAAUGGCUAAAAUCGCCGUCUUCCUGUCCUAACUUCCAUCAGUCAAUCCCUCAUUUCAAAUCUAUCGUGUGUGGAUUGAUGAAAAGAUUUGAAUGUCACAUUAGCUGUUGGUUGAUGAAUACGAACCCUAAAAUCGAAAUAGUUUGAGGUGUCCGGCAGGUGGCUUUCAUCUCCGUCCUGUGUCAGAUGUUUGUGCAGGUACAGUACAGGGUGUUGUAUUUUUAUAUUCUGCUCUUUUAUGUUUCAUGUCCAGUUUUAAGUGGGAAACACUAAGCUAAUAUUGUAUUCAAUCAAGUGCCUGUGGUCAUUAUGUGGGUAACAUGUAGCAAUAUCAGAGGUUAUAUCAUCAAAAUGAUUAUCAAAUUUCAGGGCCUGUAAAUCCCAGUACGUGUAGUAUAGCCACCGUUUGUGGCCAAUGAUGAUAAACUGCAGUUUUAGAGCUCAGAUUUGUUGUGAAACAAAAUGUUAAAAAUGUACUCAUCAUCACUUCUGUUUGUCAGAAUCGUGUGUUUUGUUGGCAUGUUUAAAUUGUUAUGAUCAGGAAAUCUAUUGAAGUAUAUAAUCAUUUUGGUAUCAAAUAAGACUUCAUUUGACCUCUCAUGGGUUAAUUUGGUCUGUAGACACAUUAUUUGUCUCUAUUUAGUAAGAUUUCAUUCAUCCGGGCAAUUUAGCCAAACGUCCCCCAAAUCUGCCCCACCUCAGCAUUUAACAGCUGAAUUAUUGACUCCUAUUGUGUGUUUUGUUUUGUAUUAUUGAUGCAAAUUGGAUCUUUUUCCAGUCGUUUUGUCCAUUUGUUGUCAGUGGGCCAUUAGCACUUGUUUUGUUUGUUGACGGUCUUCCCGAAACAUUCACAGCUUUUCAGUCCUGUUCCACUGAUCCUCCUGAUGAUGUCAUAUCCUCUAGUUUUUCAUUGGAUGAAAUUUAAAAGUCAGUUUAACCCGGUUCAGGUCAGUGAUCGGUUGCAUAAACUUUUAAAAGUCUUAGAAGUUAGUCAUGUAUUUUUUUCUUCAAAACCGUUAAAAGUAUGUUACAUAAAAAGAUUGGUCAUCUUUAACUUUACAGUCAUAACUUCACGGCUCUUAUGUGAGAAAAUGUAAUGUUAGCUCAGCCACAGUGGAUCUCAUAAACCUCAUAAAGGGUGUCUGGAUCACAUAAUCACUGAAAUAAAACAAAAAAAGACUUUUGCCAAAACUAGCCUGCUUACAGUAUAACCACUAAGAUGUUUGACUGUGUUUUUAGUGUCAUGAUAAUCCAGCUGAUUUAUUCCAAAUUUUACCAAACCAACCAUUUACAAAAAUGUGGAAAUACAGGAAAGUGUUUUAUUUUCACGAAAAUAAUGAAUGCAAACAAUAAAAUCCUGUAGAUCCACAGACAUCUUAAGUAAAGGUUAUAAAUCAGUAGAAAUAUGUGCUGUAUGUCCAUACUAGUUUUCGUUUGAUGCAUUUCACUUUUAUUUUUAUUAUUACACUAAGCAAAAAGAUUUGUUGGUUCAGCUUAAAAAAACUUAAAAAUAUUAGUUAACUAAAAAAAAAGUUGUGUGAAAUAUGUUGUCAACUUCCUUUUUUUUCUCUUUUUUUAGUUAAAUUAACUUAAAAUGUUAAGGCAACCAGGUAAUUCACUUUUUUAAGUUGAACCAACUUUUUUCUUUACAGUGUAUUGGCACAAACCUUUUCAUAUGAAAUCAUGAAACUGUUUAGGGGUUUAUAAAUGAUCAGCUGUUAAGCUUAGUGUUUAUUCACUUUCUGGCUAAAAUGUAAAGUGCCCAGUUCCAAAUUUCUACUCGGAUACGUUUUGUUUUAUUUUAUUUGACAUGAAAUUGGUGUUUCAUUCUGUUGUCCUUAUAUUUAAGAUGUACAUCAAUGCAUAUUUAUUAUUAAAACAAAACCCAAACUUUGUUCUGAUUUGAUCAUAUCAGAUUCAAUGUGAUUCUUGUAAUUCAUAUCAGAAUAAUAUUUGGGUCAGGUACAGUCUGAAUUCAGCUGAUGUUAAAAAAUCAUUUAUUCCUGGUCAAUUCUUGUUGUCUACAUGUCCAUGGGCUUCCCUAAAGACAGUAACACACAGAGACAGCAUCUCAUGGAUUACAGAGAUUGAAAGACGUCUGUGUAUGGAUUCAGUUCUUAAACAUUUCAACUUGGUUCAUGCUGCUUGGAAACUAAUAAACAGUUUUAUAUUCUUGAUAAGUGACUGAUCUACAGCACUGGAACCUUCUCUUCUCAUCUGAGAUGGACGUUCUCCAUCUCAUCUCUUCUCAUGUGCUGACAGAAGACAUCAGGCUCGCUCCUUUCCUUCUUCAGCUCUUUUACUAUACAGUAGUUUAUUGAGGGUCAUCGAAGUAAAUGAUCUAAAUGCAAGAGUUUGUAGCAACAAGAAUUAAGAUUUUUAUUAUUAUAAAGAUUGAUAAUCAAUAUUUUAUGAAACAAGCACAUAUUUUACUGAUUAGGAAUUUGUUCAGUGUAUCUAAUAUGAAGUUUAGAUUGUGAAUGUCUGGCUCUUUUGUUUAGGAAGAAAUACAGUAAACCUGAGUCAAGUUAAA
This is a messenger RNA of Misgurnus anguillicaudatus (oriental weatherfish), 6508 nucleotides long. It is a transcript of the gene dlgap4b, whose product is annotated as discs, large (Drosophila) homolog-associated protein 4b. NCBI's taxonomy places the organism in Eukaryota, Metazoa, Chordata, Actinopteri, Cypriniformes, Cobitidae. Gene Ontology annotation, cellular component: postsynaptic specialization; glutamatergic synapse. The record is from RefSeq and is a predicted model, not a curated record. Gene Ontology annotation, biological process: signaling. Gene Ontology annotation, molecular function: molecular adaptor activity.